Molecule: messenger RNA, 2972 nt
Organism: Oncorhynchus tshawytscha (Chinook salmon)
Lineage: Eukaryota; Metazoa; Chordata; Actinopteri; Salmoniformes; Salmonidae
Product: mitochondrial dicarboxylate carrier-like
Biological process (GO): phosphate ion transmembrane transport; thiosulfate transport; mitochondrial transport
Cellular component (GO): mitochondrial membrane
Molecular function (GO): succinate transmembrane transporter activity; thiosulfate transmembrane transporter activity; antiporter activity
Source: RefSeq, a predicted model, not a curated record
CAACGGUGGCUUUUAAACACGUUGAAGUGUUUGACUUAAGAUGUCGAAGUUGUACUUUUACAUGGUUAUGUGUUGUUUUCGUAGCCUUCUGAGAAAUGGCUCUAGCUAUUGUCUAGAACUCGCCAACAGGCUGCCAAGUGACGACUGCAUUGAAAAAUAGAAGGGAUACAUUUUGGCUCCAGUCAAUGCGGAUGUUAUUGCAUCUGUGACGGAUGACACGAACAGCUCUCGGUCAAAAGCAAUGUCAGAGAGUUCGGGAAACAAUAACAGUAGAAUAGAAACUUUGUAACCAGUUUCAAAUUGUUUCAUCUAACCAUUCGUUACCACGGAUACGAUGUAUCGCCGCUUGACUCCGUUGAAAAAGAAAGUUUCUUCACCGGAGAAUGUUGGGAAUUGUUUCCCUUAAAGCGACAGAGUACUUGUACACUGUGUCUGGUUGGGUAGCUGACUACUUGAGGGUGUACUGUCUCUUUAAGAAAAACGGGCAUCCUCUCUGUAGCGUAGGUUAGACAAACCGGUGACUUUUUCAGUUUUGACGUUUGCAAAAACAACCUGCAGAAAAUAAAUUGUCGAGCGGCGACCUUUGAGUCUGGCUAGCUAGAGCCCUAGGAGGCAGUUCCUCAGCCCGGGGUGGCAAUUGGCUGCGCGUGCACUCACUGCGACUCCCCUCUUGUCUCUCUCUCGAUCCAUUUCCUAUCACGCGUUCUGUAAAAUUGCCUACACACACGCGCACGAUGUGGUUUGCGUGUGUAUGCGUGCACCGGAACCCAAAGUCCGUCGGUGGCGUCUUCAAAUUUGAAGAUUAACGAGGUUAUCCUCCAUUCGACCCGCGGAGAGAGAAAGAGGGGACCAGAAAGCACAGACUGCUGCGCCGACCUGUUUGCGUGUCGAGGCGGAAAGGGAGCUUGGCUCUGGCCAGCUGCGUUGUUGGACUGGAUCGAAUUGGACUCAGCGAAGAGCAGUAGGACUAUAUAAAGACAGGAGGGGAAAUAUGAGCGAUAAACGGAUGUCGCGGUGGUAUUUUGGGGUCGCCUCCUGUGGGGCUGCCUGCUGCACCCAUCCUCUGGACCUCAUCAAAGUCCACCUGCAGACCCAGCAGAAGGGGAAGAUGGGGAUGGUGAGCAUGGCCAUGCAGGUAGUGAAGAACGAUGGAGCUCUGGCUCUGUACAACGGACUCAGCGCAUCACUCUGCAGACAGAUGUCCUAUUCUCUAACUAGGUUUGCUAUCUACGAGACAGUCAGAGACAUGUUGAGCAGCAGUAACCAGGGGCCCAUGCCUUUCUACCAGAAGGUGCUGCUGGGGGCCUUCGGAGGUUUUACUGGCGGGUUCAUUGGUACUCCUGCAGACAUGGUGAACGUCAGGAUGCAGAAUGAUGUUAAACUUCCCCCAGAGCUGAGGAGAAACUACAAACAUGCUGUGGACGGUCUCUUCAGGGUCUUCAGAGAAGAGGGGGUGAGGAAGUUGUUCUCAGGAGCCACCAUGGCCUCCAGCAGAGGAGCUCUGGUCACCGUGGGACAGUUGGCAUGUUAUGACCAGGCUAAACAGCUGGUGCUGUCUUCAGGCUUCAUGGGCGAUAACAUCCUCACACACUUCCUGUCUAGCUUCAUCGCUGGAGGCUGUGCUACAUUCCUGUGUCAGCCUCUAGAUGUGAUGAAGACCAGGUUGAUGAACUCUAAAGGAGAAUACUCAGGUGUGAUACACUGUCUGAGAGUGACGGCUAAAGAAGGACCCAUGGCCUUCUACAAGGGUCUUGUUCCUGCAGGGAUCCGUCUGAUUCCUCACACGGUCCUCACCUUCAUCUUCCUAGAGCAGCUCAAGAACAACUUCGGCAUCGUCAUCAUCUCCUGAGCAUGCUCCAUUACCUACGACCUUUACCCUCUAAACCCCUGUCCCCUGCAGACAUCAACCAAUCCCCUGUCACUGCCACGGUGCCACACCCCCCCCAUGGCCCUGAGCUGUCCAAUCACACAGAGAGGUGGAUGUAGGGAUGGAAUGUCUGCUAUGCUAUCCUACCCAGCCCUCUUUCACCUGCUCUGGAAAUCAACCAAUCACCCGGGGAAAAGACUACGAAGGAACUGCCUACACCUGCACCAUCACAGCCUUGUCCACAGGAAGAGUUGUCAUAGCAACGCCAGUCAAACCCUGCUGUGACAUCAUCUUCAUGUCUCUGUCAUCAUCAAUAGUGCCAUUCUCAAUGGGGGCUGCGCCUCAAAUCAUACACUAUUCCCUAUGUAGUGCAUUACUUAUGACCCUUAAUCUGUAGUGCACAAAACAUGUAGCUCUGGUCAGAAGUAGUGCACUACGUAGGGAACAUAGUGCUACCUGAGUUCACUCCCUAAACGGUGUUAAUGUGUUUAUACUGUAGCCUUCCACCAUCAUCAUCAUGUAUGUAUCACCCAAACCUGUUCCAUUCCACACCACACCAGUCCUCAUGUAUUACUAGCAGUGUACUAGUUGUAGUAGUAUGUAUUACUAGUUGUAGUAGUAUGUAUUACUAGUUGUAGUAGUAUGUAUUACUAGCUGUAGUAGUAUGUAUUACUAGCGGUGUACCAGCUAUAGUAGUAUGUAUUACUAGCUGUAGUAGUAUGUAUUACUAGCUGUAGUAGUAUGUAUUACUAGCUGUAGUAGUAUGUAUUACUAGCUGUAGUAGUAUGUAUUACUAGCUGUAGUAGUAUGUAUUACUAGCUGUAGUAGUAUGUAUUACUAGCUGUAGUGGUAUGUAUUACAAGCAGUGUAGUAGUAUGUAUUACUAGCAGUGUAGUAGUAUGUAUUACUAGCAGUGUACCAGCUGUAGUAGUAUGUAUUACUAGCUGUAGUAGUAUGUAUUACUAGCUGUAGUAGUAUGUAUUACUAGCUGUAGUAGUAUGUAUUACUAGCAGCGCAGUAGUAUGUAUUACUAGCAGUGCAGUAGUAUGUAUUACCAGUAGUGCAGUAUGUAUUACUAGCAGUGCAGUAGUAUGUAUUACUAGCA